GGUUGCAGUAAACGUCAUUUCCGGGAUGCAGUGGGGGCGGAAGUUACUGGGAACCUGCGGAAGGAACUUUCAGCAGCGUUCAAGCUUUUUUAAUGUUUACAACGCAAAUAAAAGCCUCGACGCUUUGAUUAAAACUGUAUCAGCUCUGUGCUAUGGCGAUCCUUUUCGCUGUGGUAGCCCGCGGAACCACCAUACUCGCCAAACAUGCCUGGUGCGGAGGAAACUUCCUGGAGGUGACGGAGCAAAUUCUGGCGAGGAUUCCAUCCGAAAACAACAAAUUAACCUACUCGCAUGGCAGCUAUCUCUUCCACUACAUCUGUCAUGACAGAAUUAUCUAUUUAUGCAUCACAGAUGACGACUUUGAGAGGUCGCGCGCAUUCAGUUUCCUCAACGAAGUCAAGAAACGUUUCCAGACCACCUAUGGCUCUCGGGCUCAGACGGCUUUACCCUACGCCAUGAACAGCGAGUUCUCCAGCACUCUUGCCGCACAAAUGAAACACCACUCAGAUCCAAGAGGCUCGGAUCGGUUGACAGAGACGCAAAUGCAGGUUGAUGACUUGAAGGGCAUUAUGGUCCGGAACAUUGAUCUGGUGGCACAGAGAGGAGAGAAACUGGAACUUCUCAUUGACAAGACUGAGAACUUGGUGGACUCGUCCGUCACCUUCAAGACGACGAGUCGCAACCUAGCCCGCGCCAUGUGUAUGAAGAACCUGAAAUUGACGAUCAUCGUCAUAAUUGCAGCGCUCGUGGUCCUGUUCAUCAUAGUAACAGCUGCAUGCGGAGGUGUGACUUGGCCCAACUGCCGGAGCAAGUAGGAAGCAAAGCUGGAGCUUCUUCCUUCACUCUCUCUGAUCUUGAAGGGAAAUAAACCACUCGCUCAAGACCAUUACGCCAUCUGUACAUUUAAUCCGGUGUUUCCUGAGCUGUCUUCUGUUUAGCCUGGCUCUCUCAGGUGCAGGCUUCUUAACAAUGACUGCGUAGCUUUAAACACACACACACACACACACACACACACACACACACACACACAGGACUCAGGAGAGCCUGGAAAUUAAACACCCUCUUUCCAAAAACAACCCCCCCCCCAAGCAUUCCUUGAGCGUUCAAAUCAGCGAAUGUUUUGUGAACGAAUGCGAUUCCUUUCUAGAACAUUUUCUUUUAUCCCAUGUUGUGAAGCAGUUAUGUUGGUGAUGAACAUAUACGUCAAGUUCUAACAUGAAAUCUUUGUUAGCAAGGCACACGUUUAUGCACACGGAAUCUGUGCAAAAUCAACACACAGACUCACUAAUCAUCACUACUCGGAAGCCUACUGCAUACGGCGUAAUUGUAUAAUAAAAACAAACGACGUUUGGUAUAUUAUGUACGCGUAGAAGAGAAUUAAUACACGUUAUUUAUGAUCACUAUGAUAUAUGAAGUGGUUGGAAAUCCCAAUAUCGUCGUAUCCAUGGUAUUAGUGUUAAUAUUUGAAGGAAGAAAAAAAAAAUGUGAGAAAACCAAACAGUAAUCAGUAUCGGUGUGUAUCGAGGAGUGUGUGAAGCUCACGGAUACAGGUUUAUGGUUCUUCCUUUUUAGGAGAAAAAUAACCCAUGCACGGUUCUAACAUGGUGGGAUGGUAUAAGUCCCGUUUGUUCGUCUUGUUAAUCCAUUCGCGUGUACAGUUGGUGUGUGCGGGUCCCGUCACAAAUACUGUCACAGUUUAAAGUUGUACUAUAUGCUUAAACGUUACGUACAUUAUACCACGGGAACGGGGCAGUGCUAGCUCAGCAGUUAAGACGACGGAUUACCGAACUCACGGAAGGUCGUGAGGUCGUUCAAAUCCCAGCACUGCCAUUGUUGGGCCCUUGAGCAAGGUCCUUAACCCUCAACUGAGAUCAAUUUCAUUAACUCCGCAUAAGGGUGUCUGCCAGACGCCGUAAACGUAGAUGUAAUUACAGUGUUUCCCACAGUUCUAUUAUGCACAUGCCUCGACUCAUAUUGAGCCCAGCUGCAGAUGUACAGUUAGUGUACGAGGACUAGUAUGCACUGGUGAGUGGGAGGAGAUUUUCAGUCUCCCUAAUUGAUUGAUUGUUACAUAUGUGUCGGUUGAAAAAAAAAAUUUUUUCCCCCAAUUCAUCCCACAGUGCACUUUUUUUGUUUGCUUUUUGUCAUAAUAAUGUAAUUAUUAAUAUGCCAUGAAUCAUGUAAUUAUUUAAUUAUUCAUCAGAUUAAAGAGAAUAAAGUUCUAUCUCAAGUG
This is a messenger RNA of Ictalurus furcatus (blue catfish), 2233 nucleotides long. RefSeq names its product synaptobrevin-like 1 (gene vamp7). The transcript has 8 exons. Gene Ontology annotation, cellular component: membrane; SNARE complex. Gene Ontology annotation, biological process: exocytosis; vesicle fusion. Gene Ontology annotation, molecular function: SNARE binding; SNAP receptor activity. The record is from RefSeq and is a predicted model, not a curated record. Bases 153 to 815 code for a protein of 220 amino acids. NCBI's taxonomy places the organism in Eukaryota, Metazoa, Chordata, Actinopteri, Siluriformes, Ictaluridae.